This is a messenger RNA of Camarhynchus parvulus, 741 nucleotides long. RefSeq names its product prolactin-like. Gene Ontology annotation, molecular function: hormone activity. Gene Ontology annotation, biological process: positive regulation of receptor signaling pathway via JAK-STAT; response to nutrient levels. The record is from RefSeq and is a predicted model, not a curated record. The coding region runs from base 53 to 724 and encodes 223 amino acids. The transcript is spliced from 5 exons. NCBI's taxonomy places the organism in Eukaryota, Metazoa, Chordata, Aves, Passeriformes, Thraupidae. Gene Ontology annotation, cellular component: extracellular region.
CCUCGCCGGCCGAUCGCAGCCGCUCCGUGCCGGGCACGGGCUCCGCAGCGCUAUGGCCGUGGCCCCGGCCCGGGCUGCGGGGCGGGCAGGUGCGGUUGCGGCUCUGGCGCUGCUGUGGCUGCUGAUCUGCGCUCCGGGGGACGCCGGCUGUCACCCCCUGACCGUGGCCGAUCUCUUUGACCGGGUGAUCCGGCACUCGGGCAGGAUCCACAGCCUCUCCACGGCGCUCUACGCCGAGCUGGAAAAGCACUUUCCUCCCCGUGACAACGAGCUGGGAAGGCCCGCUCGGAAGUGCCACACGUCGGGGAUGCUGACCCCCAACGGCAAAGAAUACGCCCAAAAAAUCCCGAGAGAAGAACUAACUCACGUGAUACUGAAACUUUUGCAAGCCUGGAAAGAACCACUUUCCCACUUCAACCAGCAUAUUGAGCACCAUCAAGAGCUACCUGACGACAGCCUUAGCAAAGCUAAGCAAAUCAGCAAUAUGGUACAUGAGCUGAAGACUGGAGUUGAGAAAGUAACAGAAAAGAUGCAGUCAAUGGGGAUCAUCAGCAAUUCAUUAAAUGGAAUGGCAUCAUCUGAAGGCACUGGUUUAUCAAUUAGCAAUGAAGCAAACAUGAUGAGUGACUCUGAUUUCAUUCACUGUUUUAGGAGAGAUUCCAAUAAAGUACAAAGCUACUUAAAAAUUCUCAAAUGUAGGAUUAUGCCAGAAAAUAGUUGCUAAAUUGUAAUCCCUCGACA